Molecule: messenger RNA, 1485 nt
Organism: Humulus lupulus (European hop)
Lineage: Eukaryota; Viridiplantae; Streptophyta; Magnoliopsida; Rosales; Cannabaceae
Product: MYB-like transcription factor EOBII
Exons: 3
Coding region: 125-1165 (346 amino acids)
Biological process (GO): regulation of DNA-templated transcription
Cellular component (GO): nucleus
Molecular function (GO): sequence-specific DNA binding; DNA-binding transcription factor activity
Source: RefSeq, a predicted model, not a curated record
UACCAGUGUCUUUCUAGACCCUUGUUAAUUUUUAAGCUCUAUAAAUAUUUUAGCCUCUGGUUUUUUUCUGUUUCACUUUCACUGCUCAAUUAAAAGUGAAGAAAGACACAAAGAGGGGUAAGCUAUGCAUACUAUUACAAAGUGUCAUAAUGAAGAAGAAGCCGAACUGAGAAGAGGGCCUUGGACUCUCGAAGAAGACACUCUUCUCAUACAUUAUAUUUCUCUUCAUGGUGAAGGCCAUUGGAACUUGCUUGCCAAACGAGCUGGGUUGAAGAGGACUGGAAAAAGCUGUAGAUUGAGAUGGUUGAACUACUUGAAACCCGACAUUAAACGUGGCAAUCUUACUCCACAAGAACAGCUCUUGAUCCUUGAACUCCAUUCCAAGUGGGGCAACAGAUGGUCGAGAAUUGCUCAACAUCUUCCGGGAAGAACAGAUAACGAGAUUAAGAACUAUUGGAGAACAAGGGUUCAAAAGCAGGCACGCCAGCUUAACAUUGAGUCAAACAGUAAGACAUUUCUUGAAGCUGUUCGUCGUUUUUGGAUGCCUAGAUUGCUUCAAAAGAUGGAGCAAAACACUACUUCUAUUACUUGUUCUUUAUCUCCUGAUUCUUUAACCACAAUCCAAAAUGGUCAAAAUAGCUCUCAUCAAGAACUUUUCAAUCCUUAUUUGCCUCAAAAUUCCACUUCAGGUUCACUACUUCCUUAUACUCACUCAUCAUCAUCGUCAGCUUCGACAUCUCCCGAGGAGCCCAUCGAAACGACAGCGUAUAAUAGCUCGAGUGAUCAUUGUCUCAGUUCGGUACUGAUGACUGCUGACCAGACUAUUCUCUCGUCAUCGCCCCAGAUCACAACAAGUCAAGAUCAAGACCAACUCAAAACGACAUCUUCUUCUUCUUCUUCUUCAUCUUCUGUUUAUUACGACCAAGCUGCUGUAACAAACGACAACAAUAACAACCAGAGCUUAUUAUUACUAGAUGAUCAGAGCUGUUGUGUUGAUCAUUAUAUGGACAUGAUGAGCAGCAGCAGCUAUGGGAUCGAGGCUCUAAAUCUGGACCCCAUUUUGGAAAUUGGGGCAUAUGACAUUUCCGGGUGCCAGAUGGCGGCCGGUGAUUGGAUGAUGCAUGACAACAUGGCAGAUGCUCUAUGGAACAUGGGAGAAAUGUGAUGGUGAUUUGAGUAGAUAGUUAGCCAGAGCUAGAGCUAGGUGGGUAUCUAGGGUGGUGAUCUUGUUAUAUUGGGAAAAAAAAUAUCCACUUCUCAAACUACUAAUGAUCUUAGUGAACAAAGACUAUGUAAAUCACUUGUCCACAUAUUUAGGGUUUAUAUAUUUAUCACAACCAUAUGAGUAUUAUAUUAAAUGAAAUUAAGCACAUUUCAUUUUCAUUUUCAUUUUCAUUUUCAUGUGUAUGAAUUAUAUGGUAUCUAGCGAGAGUGCUAUUGUAUUGGAAUUUAUUAUUUGGAGUGAAAAAAUCUAUUGUUUUUCUA